AUGCGUUGUGCGGAGGGGCGCUGUUCGGCGGCCCGUGCUGAGUGUUUUGUGUGCGGUAAUAAAGGACAUUUUGCUCGAAUGUGUAAGUUGAAGCAAUCUAAUUGUUAUUCGAGGGACAGGCGCGUGUAUGAGCUCGAGUGUCACGAUAAUCAUAGCGACGAUAGCGCAGACGGUAGCUUGUUUUAUGUUUCCACUAUUGAGAAAGAUACUGAUCACUGUGAUGAAUGGUUUGAGGUGUUAUAUUGUGAUAAGGGAAGAGAAAAAUUUAAGUUAGAUACGGGUGCCGAUGUGAAUGUUAUAUCGUUUCAAACUUUUUUGCGGUUUGGCUUCGAUAAAAAUGUAAUUAAAAAGGAAAAUAUUCGUUUGAAAUCUUAUAGCGGCAAUACAAUUCCAAUAAGAGGAUUUUGUUAUUUAUCUUGGUGUUUUAAAAACAUAUUGUAUAAUUUAUAUUUCGCAAUUGCUGAUAUUAAAUGUCAAAGCCUGCUGGGACGGAAGUCUUGUGAACGAUUGGGAUUAAUAAAACGUAUCCAAUCUAUAAAAUUAGAUAACUACGGUGACGUGUUUAAGGGUUUAGGUUGUUUACCGGGCGAACAUCAUAUCGUCGUGGAUCGGUCCGUUCAGCCAGUGGUUUGUGCUUCGCGAAAGAUUCCGUUCGGUAUGCGCGACGUUUUAUCAAAGGAAUUAAAAAAGAUGGAAGAGUUACAUGUUAUUAAAAAAGUAGAUUAUCCAACUAAAUGGGUGCAUCCUUUAGUUUUGGCUGCUAAGAAAAAUAACGGUGUUCGCAUAUGUUUAGAUCCUCGUGAAUUAAAUCGGGCCGUUCAGCGCGCACACUUUCAGCUUCCGACGCUGACUGAAAUGGCUGCCAAAUUACAUGGAGCUAAGUUCUUUUCCGUUUUAGACGCGAAUUCUGGAUUUUGGGCUAUUAAACUAGAUAGGGAAAGUGCGGAUCUCUGUACAUUUGCUACGCCGUUUGGCCGUUAUCAGUUUUUGCGUUUACCCUUUGGAAUUAACUCGGCAUCUGAAGUUUUUCACGGAAAAAUGCGACAGCUACUAGAGGAUUUGGAGGGUGUAGACAAUUUUGUCGAUGAUAUAAUUGUGUGGGGCUCUAAUAAACAGGAGCACGAUUUGAGACUGAAGGCUUUGUUAGAGAGGGCCCGACUUAUUAAUUUAAAGUUUAAUAAAGACAAAUGCGCGGUUAAUUAUUUAUCGAGAUUUAUUCCAAAGUACUCGGAAAUCGCGCUUCCGUUGACUAGUCUACUCAAAAAAGAUAACAGCUGGCGCUGGGAGCAAAGCGAAGCGAAUGCGUUUAUUAAGCUAAAGCAAUGUAUCACGAGCGCACCGGUAUUAGCGCUGUACGACGUGAGAACGCCCGUGGUGAUGAGCGUGGACGCGUCGCGCGACGCUCUGGGCGCCGUUCUUCUGCAGCACGGUCGUCCCGUCGAGUACGCGUCUCGCACCCUCACCGACGCCCAGAGGCGAUAUGCUCAAAUAGAGAAGGAGCUGUUGGCCAUCGUAUUCGCGUGUGAAAAGUUUCAUCAAUACGUUUACGGUAAACAAAAGAUUAUAGUCGAAAGUGAUCACAAACCGUUGGAGAGCAUUUUUGAAAAACCAUUAAUGUCCGUUCCAGCACGCUUGCAGUGCAUGAUGCUUAGAAUACAAGGUUAUGAUUUAAUUGUUAAAUAUGUACCGGGUAGAUAUAUGUAUAUUCCUGAUACGUUGUCUCGCGCGCCUCUUCCCGAUCUGUAUAGCGAUGAAAUUCAUACUAAGAUUGUAUAUCAAUUGAAAAUGGUCAUCAACAAUAUGCCAAUUUCUAACAGUAAAUUAACAUUGAUUAAAAAGUGUACAGCUACGGAUUUUGAAUUAAAGGCACUGACGGACUGUAUUAAUAAUGGGUGGCCGGAAUAUAAAAGAAAUGUUGAUUGUAUUGUAAGCAAAUAUUGGUCAAUGAAGGACGAACUAUUUAUAGUUGAUGGUGUAAUUUUUAGACAAAAUUUAGUUAUCAUCCCGCAAUGUUUGAGAAAAGAAAUGUUAAAAAUAAUUCAUGAAGGGCAUUUAGGAAUUGACAGAUGCAAGCGGCGUGCGCGGCAAGUGUUAUACUGGCCAGGCAUAUCGAAAGAUAUAGAAAUGUUUGUAAAAAAGUGUAUUACUUGUCAGGAGAGCUCAAAUUCGCACGCCAAAGAGCCUAUGUUGCCAAUAAACAUACCAUCUUUACCUUGGGAAACAGUAGGUUCCGACAUAUUUGAAUACAGAAAAAAGUACUUCUUAGUUGUAGUCGAUUAUUAUUCAAAUUUCAUUGAAGUGUGUGACAUGAAUAAUAUUACUUCGUACACACUUAUUGAUUGCAUAAAAAAGAUUUUUUCUUGUCACGGUAUUCCAAAAUCUUUUAUGACGGACAAUGGUCCGCAAUAUACAAGCAGGGAAUUCAAAAACUUCGUCAAAGAAUGGGGUUUUGACCAUAUUACAUCGUCUCCUAACUAUCCUCAGUCUAAUGGGAGAAGUGAAAGAGCGGUUCAGACAGUAAAAGGACUUUUCAAGAAGUGUUAUAUGGAUAAAACAGAUUUUUACAUAAGCCUAUUAAAUCUUCGAAAUACGCCACGAGAUGGUUUGAGCUCUCCGGCACAAUUGUUGAUGGGUCGUAGGCUCCGGUGUAAGUUGCCCGUUCACCCGAAUGUAUUGAAGCCACAACCCGUAGACCCAAAAGAACAUGUAAAAAUGUUGCAGAAUCAAUGUACAUCGAAAAUCUAUUAUGACCGAAAUUGUAAGUCUUUGCCCGCACUCAAUGUAGGAGACCCCGUCAUAAUAUGUGAUAAUAAUAAUAGUAGAUGUCGGGGUACGGUGAUUGGGCGAGCAAACACUCCUAGGUCUUAUAUAAUUGAGAACAAAUUUGGAUCACGUUAUCGGCGCAACCGGCGCCAUUUACAACAAAUUGUAAAACCUGAUCCGUUGUUAUCUAAAAAUGAAGAUCAUCAUGAUCAAAAUAAUUUAAUAAGUGAGCCUGACGGUGACGACAGUUCACCAGAUGAAGUGGAACGCACUUCCAAGGAGCGUUCUAUAAUUUUAACCAGAAGUCGGGCGAAAAAACUGAAAAAUGUUUGUAAUUAG
This is a messenger RNA of Leptosia nina, 3102 nucleotides long. NCBI's taxonomy places the organism in Eukaryota, Metazoa, Arthropoda, Insecta, Lepidoptera, Pieridae. The record is from the annotation of a GenBank genome assembly.